AAAAAAAAAAAAAGCUUAAUUUAAAUCAAAUUAAAUAAAAAUAAAAUAAAAUGAAAAAGAGCAUGUUAGGCUCCACCUUUCUGUUAUAAAAACCCGCCUACCUUGGCCAUUUUCCUUUCACUCUCCUCGUCUCACAAUAAUCUUCUACUCUUUCUCUCUCUCUUAACCCUAAAUUUCAGGAGAGAGAUUUUCAUUUUCUUAGGAGAGAGAAAAAAAUGGCAGAAAUUUCUUUGAUCAACUUCACUCUCUUCACAUUGUUGUUUUCGGCGCUUUUCUUAAGCGUCGUAAAUGGCAGAUUGACUAAUGAUGACGUCGUUAAUUUGAGGGUUGAAGAGCAUUUGAAAAGCUUGAAGAACUCAUCAAUGGCGGAUAGGGCCAAGGAUGCUGAAGUGAAAAAUGAACAAGCAGCAGUUGAACAACCAGAAGAGAUUGUUUCUAUGGUCCAAAGGAGAAUUAGCAACAGCACAGCAAGGAGAAAUCUAGGAUAUUUUUCAUGUGGAACAGGGAACCCGAUUGAUGACUGUUGGAGGUGUGAUCGUAACUGGCACAAUAACAGAAAGAGGCUUGCUGAUUGUGCUAUUGGAUUCGGACGCAAUGCUGUUGGUGGUCGUGAUGGGCGAUUUUACGUGGUUACUGACCCAAGUGACAAUGAUGCUGUGAACCCGAAGCCAGGGACUCUCCGUCAUGCAGUCAUCCAAGAAGAGCCACUUUGGAUUGUUUUUAAGAGGGAUAUGGUGAUCACCUUGAAAGAGGAGCUUAUUAUGAACAGCUUUAAGACAAUUGAUGGAAGAGGGGUGAAUGUCCAUAUUGCUAAUGGAGCUUGCAUUACCAUUCAGUACAUCACCAAUAUUAUUAUCCAUGGUAUUCAUAUCCAUGACUGCAAGCCAACUGGUAAUGCAAUGGUGAGAAGUUCUCCUUCUCAUUACGGAUUUCGAGGUAUGGCUGAUGGUGAUGGGAUUUCCAUCUUUGGAUCAAGUCAUAUAUGGAUUGAUCACAACUCCCUCGCAAAUUGUGCGGACGGGCUCAUUGAUGCUGUCAUUGCUUCCACUGCCAUUACCAUUUCUAACAAUUACUUUACUCACCACAAUGAGGUGAUGUUGCUGGGUCACAGUGACUCAUACACAGGAGAUAAGAUUAUGCAGGUCACCAUUGCCUACAAUCACUUUGGUGAAGGUCUUAUGCAGAGGAUGCCAAGAUGUAGACAUGGUUACUUCCAUGUUGUGAACAACGACUACACUCACUGGGAAAUGUAUGCUAUCGGAGGAAGUGCAGAUCCCACCAUUAACAGCCAAGGGAAUAGAUACCUUGCCCCAUCUAACCCUUUUGCCAAAGAGGUUACUAAGAGGGUAGAAACAGAUCAGGGACAUUGGAAGCACUGGAACUGGAGAUCAGAAGGUGAUCUACUUCUAAAUGGUGCCUUUUUCACAGCCUCAGGAACAGGGGCUGGUGCUAGCUAUGCUAGAGCCUCCAGCUUGGCAGCCAAGCCAUCGAGCCUUGUAGCGACCCUGACUUCAGGUGCUGGUGUUCUCACUUGUCGCCGUGGUAGAGCUUGUUAGCCAAUUUACCCAGAAUUUCUAUACAAUUGAAACAAAACACCCAAUUGCUUAAAGAAAAAAACUCAAAAAAAAAAAAAAAAAAAAAAGUCCAUUUCCAUUUCUUCCUAAGCCUUAUUUACAUCAAGUAAAUUGGCUGUAGUAUAUAUUUCACUUCUUAUUGUCUUCACCAUGUACACCACCACACAGAUUGUUAAGACUCUCUAUCCUUGUGAUCGCUCAACCUCCGUCUUGCACCCAUAAAGGUUUUAUUUUUGAAAACCAUAAAUGGGGCGAUUCUGGAAGCGUUGUUCAUUUCCUAAGUUGUAUUCUAUCACCUCUUCUGAACCCUCCCAUUGUUCAUUUGCUCCAAACUAAGAAACAUUGGUUCUUAAUUUUUCUGUUUCAAGUUCUGAGUGACUUUCUCAGUCAUUCAAGUUGCUUUGUUCAAUUUUCUGGCUUUUAGAUUUAAGAAAAUCGAAAUAGACAGGAUACAAACACAAUUUUUACAACAGCAAACAAAACAAGGAAUUGGAGAUUGUAACCAUCAUCGUGGAAUAUUAGUACAAGUAAUAUUCAGCAACAAGAGUUUUAGUUUUUCAUUA
Molecule: messenger RNA, 2137 nt
Organism: Chenopodium quinoa (quinoa)
Lineage: Eukaryota; Viridiplantae; Streptophyta; Magnoliopsida; Caryophyllales; Amaranthaceae
Product: probable pectate lyase 8
Exons: 7
Coding region: 216-1556 (446 amino acids)
Molecular function (GO): pectate lyase activity
Source: RefSeq, a predicted model, not a curated record